Molecule: messenger RNA, 3244 nt
Organism: Peromyscus leucopus (white-footed mouse)
Lineage: Eukaryota; Metazoa; Chordata; Mammalia; Rodentia; Cricetidae
Gene: Sgpp1
Product: sphingosine-1-phosphate phosphatase 1
Exons: 3
Coding region: 145-1443 (432 amino acids)
Biological process (GO): sphingosine metabolic process; phospholipid dephosphorylation
Cellular component (GO): endoplasmic reticulum membrane
Molecular function (GO): sphingosine-1-phosphate phosphatase activity
Source: RefSeq, a predicted model, not a curated record
GAGGGGCGCGCAGGGCGCGCGCGGCGGCCGCUGCGGCCUGUUGGCGCGGUCGCCGGCAGCCUCGAGCGAGUCGCGCUAGGAGCCGUGGCGCCUGUGACUGGCGGGGAGCGCGUGUCCCGAUCAAUUCCCUAGUGGCCCGCGACCAUGUCCCUGGGGCAGCGGCUGGCGCUGCUGGCUGUCCGGCUGCAGGAGCCGCAGCGGGUGGCGAGCUUCCAGCGACUGUGUGGGGUGGAGGCGCCGCUCCGCAGCCCCGCGGAGGGCGAGGAUGGGGAGAGCGAGGUUCGCGGGGCCGCGGGGAACCCUCGGCGACGGGGACAGCAGCCGGGCGCGGAGCGCAGCCCCGGCCCCGCCAAGCCCGACUGCCGUGGCGCCCCCAACGGCGUACGCAACGGGCUGCCUGCCGAGCCGGGCCCAGCCGGGCCCCGCCGCGCGGGCUCGCUGCGCCGCAACUCGCUGACGGGUGAGGAGGGCGAGCUGACGAGGGUGAGCAACUGGCCGCUCUACUACCUCUUCUGCUUCGGCACCGAGCUGGGCAACGAGCUCUUCUACAUCUUCUUCUUCCCCUUCUGGAUCUGGAACCUCGAUCCCUUUGUGGGCCGGAGGCUGGUGAUCAUCUGGGUGCUGGUCAUGUACCUGGGCCAGUGCACCAAGGACAUCAUCCGCUGGCCGCGGCCGGCCUCGCCGCCCGUCGUCAAGCUGGAGAUCUUCUACAACUCAGAAUACAGCAUGCCCUCCACGCAUGCCAUGUCCGGCACCGCCAUCCCCAUCGCCAUGGUCCUGCUCACCUACGGCCGCUGGCAGUACCCUCUUCUGUACGGGCUGAUUCUCAUUCCCUGCUGGAGUUCUCUGGUUUGCCUGAGUAGAGUCUACAUGGGAAUGCACUCCAUCCUGGACGUGAUUGCUGGGUUCCUCUAUACCAUUUUAAUCCUGGUUGUCUUCUACCCACUUGUGGACCUGAUUGACAACUUCAACCAAACUCACAGAUAUGCCCCGCUCAUCAUCAUCGGGCUUCACUUAGCUCUGGGCAUCUUUUCCUUCACUCUUGACACCUGGAGCACAUCCCGAGGAGACACGGCUGAGAUUCUGGGCAGUGGUGCUGGAAUUGCGUGUGGCUCUCAUGCUGCGUAUAACCUGGGUCUGUUAUUAGACCCUUCUCCACACAAAUUACCCUUAGCCAGCCCCCCCUUUACCGCCACUCUGCUUGGAAAAGCCAUAUUACGGGUCGCCAUAGGAAUGAUCCUUGUCCUGAUGGUAAGGGACAUAAUGAAGAAGAUCACCAUUCCUUUAGCCUGUAAACUCUUCAGUAUUCCGUGUGAUGAUGUCCGCCAAGCGAGGCAGCACAUGGAAGUGGAGCUACCGUAUCGGUAUAUCACCUAUGGGAUGGUUGGGUUCUCCAUCACGUGUUUGGUUCCUUGCGUAUUUUCCUUCAUAGGUCUCUCGUGAUGGAGAAGUGUUGUUUAUUAUAAGAAAGGAGGCUACCAGUUAUAUCUAAAACUAUGCUCCAGGUAAAACUCGGGUCAGAGGCAUUUGCAAGAAUUUAACUUAAACAAGUAAAUUCUGCAGCCGGUGCAUUUUACCUUUGCACAUCCAGACGUUUUGGGUGGCCUGAGCUCUUUCAGCACUGAGAAGUGAUACGGCCAUUUAGAAUGUUCACAAAAUGUUUGGAGAGUUCUGUGCUGUUACAAAUUGUAGUUAUAUAUAAUAUAUAUUAAGGUAUGCAGUGUGCACAUGUGUAUCUAGUAUGUAUUAUAUAUAUAUAUAAUUAUUUACCUAAGAACUGUGGGGUGUGUUGAAAAAUCAUUAACAGUAUGCAGUGGUGCCUGCAUUUUGGGGAUUAAUGCAGGCACGUUGUUAUUAACAAAUGGGUUUACCGUUUAUUUCCUAUGGGAGCCAUUUCCUAGUUGAAUUGAUAACUACCAGACAGAAUCCAUAUGCUACCACAUCCUGAUUUACCGCCUCUUUUACACUGCCAUCCCCUUCCAUGUUAUCCAUGAUGUUGAACAUGGGAGGCAUUUUUAAUGGACCAAGUUUUGGGGAAAAUUUGUUUUUUGGAUUUCUUUCUUUCUUUUUUUAAAGUUCUGUACACUGUGUUGAAUGUACUUUUUUUUUUUUUCCCUCAACUGUUUUGGUCGUCAGUUUAAGAAUUCAGGUACUGGAUUUUAUUGCUUGCUAACUGUGCCUUUCCUUUGCUGAAUUCAGAGACACCAUGUAUACUGUGAUGUAAAAGUAAGACUCUAAUUCUAUCUUAAGCUACAUAAUCAGGCAAAUAUUUUAAAAAUAUGUAUCAAACUAACACAUAGAAGUAAACGACCCAUAACUCUUCAGUGUUUUUUUAAGAAGAAAUGUGGAAUAGCUAAAUUUUCUCACUAAUUUAUUGGAAAGUUAAAUGGAUACGUAUUUCCACUUUUGUAGGUAUUUUUCUGCGUGUUGCAAGUUAUAGGAACAAUAUAUAUCUUGAUUGUUUAUAAUACAGGUAAAUAUUUCCUGUGAGUGGAAAUGCAACUGAAAUUUAUAGAUGAGAAAAUGUACACCGUUUCUAUGUAAAGAAGCCAUUUUUUAAAUUAUUUGGCAAGGAUUGGGUUUCCCGCUGUUAACUUUGAAUUACCCUCUCUUUAGCAACCCACAGUAGAUGAUAAAAAUCCAAAUGUGAAAUAUCCGUAGUUUAGAUUCUAUUAUUUUCCCAACUUAUUAUUUUUACAGUGGAAAACUUUAGUGUAAUAGUAAACUAUUUUUUUUCUGUCUGCCUUUAUAUUUUGAAGUGUGAUUGUAAUUAGGUUAACAUUACAUUUAUUUAUAGUGAGCUUUUCAUAAAGAAGAGAAUUAACUUUCCAUAUAAAUGAGCAUCAGGUAUGGAGUUAAUGACUUUAGUGCAAUAUCUCUGAUUAUUCAGAAGGAAAAUGUUUCUAUUUUGGACAACAUACGUAUUUGAGCUCAUAUUUUUAUAAUCCUGAUGGAAAAUUUAGGGGCUUGGUAAUUUUUACCCAAACGGAAUCUGAUCAACAUAAGCAAACCAGUUUGGGGCCCUGGGCUCCCGGGAGCAGAAAGUGGGUGCUUAGAAAGCCAUCGGUACGCUGGAAGCCUGGAAGCCGGCAGAAGCCCAGCUUUCUAGAAGGGUGUACUUAGCGCAUUGAAUUGUAAGGAGGGUCCCAUGCUUUGGGUCUGUUAUCCUAUUAAUUUUUUUGUGUAGCUUAAAGAGAAUUUGAAAAUAAUCUAUUUCUUUGUGUUAUAUUAUUUUUUGUUUGAU